This is a messenger RNA of Marmota monax (woodchuck), 522 nucleotides long. Its product is annotated as calcium-binding protein 5. Gene Ontology annotation, molecular function: calcium ion binding. The transcript is spliced from 6 exons. The record is from RefSeq and is a predicted model, not a curated record. The coding region runs from base 1 to 522 and encodes 173 amino acids. Lineage: Eukaryota; Metazoa; Chordata; Mammalia; Rodentia; Sciuridae.
AUGCAGUUCCCCGUGGGCCCCGCCUGCAUCUUCCUGAGGAAGGGCAUCGCUGAGAAGCAGCGGGAGCGACCCCUGGGGCAGGACGAGAUCGAAGAGCUCCGGGAAGCAUUCCUUGAGUUUGACAAGGACCGAGAUGGGUUUAUCUCCCAUAAGGAUUUGGGGAAUCUCAUGAGGACAAUGGGUUACAUGCCCACGGAGAUGGAAUUGACCGAACUGGGCCAGCAAGUCCGCAUGAACUUGGGGGGGCGUGUGGACUUUGAUGACUUCGUGGAGCUGAUGACCCCCAAGUUGCUUGCAGAAACGGCUGGGAUGAUUGGUGUCCAGGAGAUGCGAGACGCCUUCAAGGAGUUCGACACCAAUGGAGACGGGGAGAUCACACUGGCGGAGCUGCAGCAGGCCAUGCAGAGGCUUCUGGGAGAGAGGCUCACCCCCCGGGAGAUCUCCGAGGUUGUCCACGAGGCCGAUGUCAAUGGAGAUGGCACCGUUGACUUUGAAGAGUUUGUGAAGAUGAUGUCUCGCUGA